AUGUGCGGGAGCAUUCCACAAUGCACCGCGUACUUGCCUUUCUUCAGCGUGCUUGCUCCUGAUUAUAUGGAUCCUAAAAAACGGAAAAUCGACAUUGAAAAUAGAAGUUUUUUGGCAGAAUGGAUUGAACAAUAUUGUUUUACCCUGCCUGAUAGGCCUCAAGCGAUUCCAGUGAGCCUUAUAUGCAAUAAAACUGUCGCUAUUGUUAAAAGUGGAGAUUUGAAGCGACACUACGAAACAACUCAUCAGCAAUUCCUCAAAAACUGUCCUCUUGGCAGUCAGGCUCGUAAAGAAAAAAUUCAAACAUAUCUCAGUUCUUACGAAAAGAGUACAAAAUUACUAGUUCGUUGCAUGAGCGUCCAAGAAAAUACCACAGAAGCAGCGUUACGUGUGUGCUGGACGCUUAAUAAACACCAGAAACCUUUUUCAGAUUCUGAGAUAAUGAAGGAAUGCAUGUUGGCAGUAGUUACGUCACUUUUUGAAGAAAAAAAGAUGUUGUCUCUGCAAUUCAAAGUAUUCCAUUGUCAGCGAGAACUAAUACACGAAGAACUGAAAUUUUUGCUGUGGACAUUAAAAACACUCUUCUUGAACCUCUUCAAAUGGCACCUUGCUACGCCAUAG
Molecule: messenger RNA, 621 nt
Organism: Leptinotarsa decemlineata (Colorado potato beetle)
Lineage: Eukaryota; Metazoa; Arthropoda; Insecta; Coleoptera; Chrysomelidae
Product: EPM2A-interacting protein 1-like
Source: RefSeq, a predicted model, not a curated record